AUGACUUCAGCUCGAGAAACUUCCUCAUUUGAUUUGAAAGAUGACGCCCUCCACACCGAGGAGGCAAUGGGCGUCGUUCUCAAUGAAGAUCCGCUGUGGAAAAAGCGGGAGAGCCGUGUCCUCAGAAAGCUCGACAUUUUCAUCGGACCAUAUCUUGCAGUUCUGAUGAUCCUCUCCCAUCUCGAUCGCAGCAACAUCGGAUUUGCCACCACUCAAGGGAUGGCGGUUGACAUAGGACUCUAUGGCAAUCGAUUGAAUAUUGCCGUCUCCAUCUUUUACGUCUUUUACGUCUUAGUCGAAAUCCCAGCGGCUAUGCUGGUCAAAAGACUUCGGUUUGACCUUGCAAUCCCUGGAGUGGCUGUCGCUUGGGGUGUGAUUUGUCUCUGCAAUGGCUUCGUUAACAACUUCGCCGGGCUCGUGGUCUGUCGCCUCCUGCUCGGAUUCUUCGAAGGCGUGCUGUUUCCUGCAAAUAUUCUCAUGAUGGCAAACUGGUAUACGCGUGAAGAGCUCGGAAAGAGACUAGGCUUCCUCUUCGUGGCUCUAGCUCUGGCCAGUGCUUUCGGCGGCUUGAUUGCAUUUGGAAUUCUGUACAUGGAUGGAGUGUCUGGUUUACGGGGAUGGCGGUGGCUGUACAUCAUAGAAGGUCUCAUCACUGUUGUUAUCGCUUUUGCUGGGUUCUGGAUCCUCCCAAAAGAUUAUAACACUGCGUAUUUCCUCAAUGAUGACGAUCGAGUCGUCAUGAGACGUCGGGCGGAGCUCACCGAGCAGUAUAACGGAGGUCAGGGCCAUUAUACUCGCAAAGAUUUCAACAUGGCAGUCAUGGACAUCAAAACCUGGAUCCACGGAAUCGCUCAGAUGUGUAUCAUGACAGUCAUGCUAGGAUUCGCGGUCUUCUUACCUGUUAUAUUGAGGACAGGAUUUCAAUACUCACUCAAGGAAGCGCAGUACUUGACAGCCCCAGUCUUCUGUUGGGGUGGGAUAGCUUAUCUUGCCGGUGCUUGGCUGUCAGACAAAUUUCGCAACAGGUUCUGGUUUGUGACAACUGGUGCGUUGGUCGGAAUCGUUGGAUGCUGCUUGUUGCUCGCUUCGAGACACGUAUCGGUUGGGGUACAGUACUUUGCCUGUUACCUUAUCUCGACUGCACUCUUCAGUUGUAGUGGAGGCAACAUUGUCUGGACCUCUUCAAACAGUGCGCCUGAUGGCAAACGAGCAGCAACAGUCGGAAUUCUUUUGGCACUGACCAAUAUUGGUGGAAUUAUCUCCGGGCAGAUUUAUCGUACGGCUGAUGCCCCAUACUUUACAUUUGGUCACUCUUGGUGCUUAGGGAGUCUUGCAGUGGCAUUAUCUGGCUAUGUGAUUAUGCACGUAAUCUAUGCCCGCCGGGAGACCUGGAAAGAUCAGAUGAUUGCAGAAGGUCGCGAUUUCCCACCAGAAGAUUUCAGCGAUCGAUAUCCCUCUUAUAGAUAUCAGAGAUGA
Molecule: messenger RNA, 1476 nt
Organism: Exophiala mesophila
Lineage: Eukaryota; Fungi; Ascomycota; Eurotiomycetes; Chaetothyriales; Herpotrichiellaceae
Exons: 6
Coding region: 1-1476 (491 amino acids)
Biological process (GO): transmembrane transport
Cellular component (GO): membrane
Molecular function (GO): transmembrane transporter activity
Source: RefSeq, a predicted model, not a curated record